AUGGCACGACGACGGACGAAGAAGCGUACCCAUGUUGGCGCUAAUAAUGGCCCCUCUGGCAGGGCAGUUCCAGCAAACAAGGCAGCAAAUUCGCCCAAGAGCAUGGUCAUUCGAAUUGGGGCUGGAGAAGUAGGACCAAGUGUGAGCCAGCUGGUGAAGGAUGUACGGCACAUGAUGGAACCCGGCACAGCUGCGAGACUGAAGGAGAGAAGAGGAAAUAGAUUGAGGGAUUACCUUACAAUGGCGGGACCUCUUGGUGUGAGCCAUCUCAUGCUCUUCUCGAGGUCGGAAACGGGCAACACCAACAUGAGACUGGCAAUUACGCCCAGAGGACCGACAUUACACUUUCAGGUGGAGAAAUAUUCGCUAUGCAAGGAUGUUAGGAAGGCAUUGAAGCACCCAAAAGGUGGUGGAAAGGAAUACUUGACAGCUCCUUUACUUGUCAUGAACAACUUUACGUCCCCUCCUUCCCAAGCAGACUCCGAUAACAAAGUGCCCAAACACCUCGAAUCCCUAGUCACCACCAUAUUCCAAUCUCUCUUUUCUCCAAUUUCACCGCAAACAACGCCACUCUCUUCAAUAAAGCGAGUUAUGCUGUUAAAUCGUGAGCCUGCGAAGGAGAACGAUGGAACAUAUACACUCAAUUUACGGCACUACGCAAUCACAACGAAAGCCACUGGUGUAUCAAAGCCACUUAGAAGAUUAAAUGCUGCAGAGAAGCUUCUUCACUCGCAAAAAUCAGGCAGGGGCAAGAAGGGCGGAUUGCCAAACCUGGGAAAGCUCGAGGAUGUGGCCGACUACAUGAUUGGAAACGAUGGUGAGGGUUAUAUGACAGAUGCUACGAGUGGCAGUGAGGUGGACACAGAUGCAGAAGUCGAGGUUGUCGGGACACGGACGAGGAAGAUCUUGUCGAAACGUCAAAGAGACUGUCCUCGGGUAGAUGGCAAAAAUAAGGGUGGUAGAAAUGGUGUGGAGAAGCGGGCUGUUAAGCUUGUGGAAUUGGGACCGAGAAUGAAGCUGCGGAUGACCAAGGUGGAGGAGGGAGUUUGUACGGGAAAAGUUAUGUGGCAUGAAUACAUCCACAAGACCAAGGAAGAGGUGAAGCAGCUGGACAAGAAGUGGGAGAAGAAGAGGCAAGAAAAGGAAGCGAGAAAGAAGAUCCAAAGAGAGAAUGUUGAGAAGAAGAAAGCAGCUAAGGGACUGGGUGCAAAGGAUAGACUGGAAGAUGACGAGGACGAAAUGGAUGUCGAUGAGUGGGACUCAGAGGGGCUGGAAGGGGAUGGCGAAAUGGAGUUGAACGAGGAGAUGGAGGAGAGAGGGGAGUGGGAGGACGAAGAAGAAGAAAUUGCAGCUGGUUGA
Molecule: messenger RNA, 1359 nt
Organism: Hyaloscypha bicolor E
Lineage: Eukaryota; Fungi; Ascomycota; Leotiomycetes; Helotiales; Hyaloscyphaceae
Product: ribosome biogenesis protein-like protein Ssf2
Exons: 2
Coding region: 1-1359 (452 amino acids)
Biological process (GO): ribosomal large subunit assembly; rRNA processing
Cellular component (GO): preribosome, large subunit precursor
Molecular function (GO): rRNA binding
Source: RefSeq, a predicted model, not a curated record